Molecule: messenger RNA, 555 nt
Organism: Brenthis ino (lesser marbled fritillary)
Lineage: Eukaryota; Metazoa; Arthropoda; Insecta; Lepidoptera; Nymphalidae
Source: the annotation of a GenBank genome assembly
AUGACUUCAAAAAUUUUUGUUGCCGUCUUCGCCAUUUUCAUCGAGAUAAUCACCGGCCAAAGUAUUGGAAAAUUCAAUGCUGGCUUAUAUGGCAAUAGAGGCAUGAACCCAAUAGUUGAUACAUGUCCCUCUUAUAGCCCGAUGCCAAACUUGCCAUAUGGAGCUUGUAGCCCUUCUAGUCCAAUGGCAUAUGAUGCUCAAGGCUUGUGCUUGGGAACUCUAGCAGCUUCAAGAUCAGGAGGGCUUUCAGUGACUAGUUCAUCUCCGAUUAGUCCAAACGGAGUUUUCCUCCAAUCAGAAAACAUGGUCAUCGAAGGUCCUCUGGCGGUGAAUGGCCAACUGCCUUUCUUAGGCACUAUAGCUGUAGAAGGUUCUUUACCGGCUCUUGGAAAUGGUGAUGUAAUGUAUGAAUGUGGUAAUGGCAAUGUUGGUAUUCUGAACGAGGAAUACCCUUCAGUUGCCCCAACUGCUUACAACUCCGUAGGAAGUAACUUAGGCCCUGGCAUGGCGGGACCGUUUGGCUAUACCGGUCUCUCUGGUUUUGGUCGUGUAUUG